AUGACACACAAAUCAUAUAACUCUGAAAUAUGCCAAAAAACUGAAUAUAAGAUCAAAAAAUUAGUAAUUGAAAAGAAAAGAAAGUUAAACCAGAAAGAAAAUGAAAAACUGGAAGCUCUUAAGCAAAUUUUAGUAAUGAUGCACAAAUUAUAUGACCCUGAAAUAUGCCAAAAAACUGAAUGUAAGAUCAAAAAAUUAGUAAUUGAAAGAGAAAAAACUAGAAAGAAAAUAGAAAACCAAAAGCUCAAUAAUACCCUUAAGCAACACUCAGAAGAAUAUAAAGAUGAUCAAGAUUAUGCAUUAUCCAAUUUAGAAAUUAUGAUCAUCAAAUAUUACUUAAGUAUUUGA
Cetraspora pellucida is the source of this 348-nucleotide messenger RNA. The record is from the annotation of a GenBank genome assembly. Lineage: Eukaryota; Fungi; Glomeromycota; Glomeromycetes; Diversisporales; Gigasporaceae.